Messenger RNA from Achroia grisella, 1143 nucleotides. Its product is annotated as loricrin-like. Bases 1 to 1143 code for a protein of 380 amino acids. NCBI's taxonomy places the organism in Eukaryota, Metazoa, Arthropoda, Insecta, Lepidoptera, Pyralidae. The record is from RefSeq and is a predicted model, not a curated record. The transcript has 2 exons.
AUGGUUAAAUCAAUAUUUGCCUUAUUAGUACUGAUCGCAUUGUCAGUUCAAAGUGUGCAGAAUAGUGCAGAUGCUGCAUUAAAGAGAGUAGUACGUUCCCCUUGCGAUGUUUGUGGUGAUGGAGAUGGAUUCCGACCACCACAAGGACCACCGCCUGGUCCUCCACGUUGGCCACCGAGGUUCCGCUCACACCACUGGAGCGGAUACGCACGAAAUUAUGAUGGAUCACAGCAAGGUGUAUUCAGCGGUGCAGCAGCUGCUGCUGAUGGAGGAGCUCAAGCAUCUGGUCAGGCAUUUUCUGUGGCCACAUCAGGAAGUAAUGGUGGUUCGGGUGGUUACGGCAGACAAUCCGAAUUUGGUAAUUCGGGUGGUAGAUAUAAUGGCCAGUCUUCUGGUUACGGUGACACUUCUAGAUAUGCAGGACUUUCAAGUGGAGGUGGGCAAUCAUCGAGUUUCGGUGGAUCUGGCGGCGGUCAAUUUCAAACAAGUGGAAACUUCAAAGAAUCACAAUAUUCUUUCCAAAAAAGUGGUGGCAGUCGUUUUAAUUCUAAUGGUGGAUAUGGCCAAUCACUUCAGUCAAAUGAUGGUUAUAACAGAGACACGCAACAAGCCCAUUCGGGAGGAUUUGGUGCAUCUUCUCAAAGUCAAAGCUCGUCAUUUGAUGCCAGAGAUACAGGUAGAUCGGGUGGCCCAAGAGAACUUGGAAGAUUGAGAGGUAGUGGUGUAUCAGGAGGAUAUGGUGUGGCAGGUUCUGAACUGCAGCAACAACGACAGCAACAGGUACAGCUUGGAUCCGAAUCGGGAAGUGGUUCAUCUGCUACUAGUGGUUCAUCAGCUACUAGUGGUUCAACUGGAAACUUUGGUUCUGGCUCGUAUGGAAAAUCUAGCGCACAAUCUCAAAGUGCAUCUGGAUCAAACGUUGUGGGCAGCGAAGGCAUUUCUGGAGGGGGUUAUGGUACUUCUAGUCAACAGUCGUAUCAAGAUGCCCAGUCAGCGCUUGGUGCUGCUACCGAUCUAGCGUCUCAAGGCCAGCAAGCAUCUCAGACAUCAGGUUGCAGUACCUGUGGAAGAAAUGACUAUGCCCAAAGUAACGCUAAAAGCCGCAGUGGCCCAGCGAUCGCAGUGUCCGUUGGUGGUAAAUAA